ACACUACGGGAGAGCAGUUUGAUAAAUAUGAAUGACGCACGUGCCUCUCCGGCAACUCAAGCUCAACAAACUGCGGUACCUUCGUCAGCUAAUCUCGACAUAAAUACAGAUGAAAUAAUGCAAUGGAUUAUUGAUCUCCGAGAUCCACCAAAACGUGAAGCGGCUCUUCUUGAACUGAGCAAGAAAAGGGAUAGUGUCCCUGAUCUUCCUAUUUGGCUUUGGCAUUCAUUUGGUACCAUGUCGGCACUUCUUCAGGAGGUGGUCGCCAUAUAUCCAGCCAUAAUGCCAGCCAAUUUGACUGCUGCACAAUCGAAUCGUGUCUGUAAUGCACUUGCAUUGAUGCAAUGCGUUGCUUCACAUCGUGAUACACGUGGACCAUUCCUUCAUGCUCAUAUUCCACUAUAUCUCUAUCCAUUUUUGCAUACAACCAAAGUUUCACGUUCUUUUGAAUAUCUUCGUCUCACCUCACUCGGAGUUAUUGGAGCUCUCGUGAAGACUGAUGAUAAAGAGCAACUGCUCAUUGUCAUCAACUUCUUGCUCUCCACUGAAAUCAUUCCUUUGUGUCUUCGAAUCAUGGAACAAGGCACCGAACUUUCGAAAACAGUCGCCACUUUUAUCCUUCAAAAGAUUCUUCUCGAUGAUACCGGUCUCUUGUACAUUUGCCAAACCUACGAACGUUUCAGUCACGUUGUGCUCAUUCUCGGAAAGAUGGUCAUGAAGCUCACCCGUGAGCCUUCGGUUCGACUUUUGAAACACGUCGUUCGUUGCUACAGUCGAUUGAGUGAUAACCCAACCUUGACAAUCGAUGCUCCACGUGGACAAGGUGCAGCUCCUGGACAAAUAGUGAAAAUGCGUGCCUCUUUAGCACUCAAACAAUGUCUUCCGGAUCAAUUGAAAGAUUUGACAUUCAAGUCACUACUCAAGGAGGAUCCAAGUACAAUGAACUGGCUGAGACAACUAUUGACAACUCUUGAAAUUGACGGAACCAUUCUUCACGACGAAGAACUGAUGCCAAAGUGAUCUACCUCGUCUUCUUCGUCCUACUACUUCAUUCUUUCCGCUGCUCUACGUCUCGUCACUUCUCUCUCUCUCUCUCCCUUCUUUUUUUUUGCUUUUUUUAUUCAUCACCCUGUAUUGAUCAUCUGAUUUCGUUAGAUUUUCCAUCUGAAAGUAUAUUGAAAUCUCCCCAUUUUGACAUACCAAAUAUACAUAAUUUAUAGUUUUUAGAGUUACCACACAAAAAUCAUCACAAUGGGUAUGAUAUCUCUUCAUUUUUUCGUUCCCCCUUCCCCCACUCGAAUAUUUCCAGUUUUGUGAAUAUGUCCCUCAAAAGUACCAAAGAGUAUUGUUACAUACUCCCCCUCUUUCGUUUUUCAUCUUUUUUCAGCAGAAUCUCUAUCCUCUUCUUUUUUUGUUGAUAAUUUUGUCUCUUUGAAAUGUUCAAUUUUUCUCUAUAUAUAUAUAUACGUCUGUAGUUUUUAAUUUGGAAUCUUUUCAGAUGAGAAGGUCAAUUUGAUUUGCUUAGUAUUUUUUCGAGUGUACAGUUUCAAAAUGUGAAGCAAUCAAAUUUUCCUUUUUUUUCUGUUCUGGCCACUGAACACGAACCCUACUUUUUCCAUUUUUUUGUCCCUCUCAUUUACAUGCCCCCUUUCUUCUCAAUAAAAGUGACUGGUACU
This is a messenger RNA of Caenorhabditis elegans, 1676 nucleotides long. RefSeq names its product CCR4-NOT transcription complex subunit 9 (gene ntl-9). The coding region runs from base 28 to 1020 and encodes 330 amino acids. Gene Ontology annotation, cellular component: CCR4-NOT complex; P-body. Gene Ontology annotation, biological process: mRNA catabolic process. The transcript is spliced from 6 exons. The record is from RefSeq and is marked reviewed. NCBI's taxonomy places the organism in Eukaryota, Metazoa, Nematoda, Chromadorea, Rhabditida, Rhabditidae.